Oncorhynchus kisutch (coho salmon) is the source of this 447-nucleotide messenger RNA. RefSeq names its product beta-2-microglobulin-like. The record is from RefSeq and is a predicted model, not a curated record. Lineage: Eukaryota; Metazoa; Chordata; Actinopteri; Salmoniformes; Salmonidae.
CCCUCCGUUCAUCUGUCCAUGACGCCCCACGGUGACAGACACCCCUCCAUGUUGACGUGCAGCGCCUACAAGUUCUACCCCAAACAGAUCAGGGUGACCUGGUUGAGGAAUGGACAGGAAGUGCCCUCAAACAUGACUUCCUCUGAGGAGCUAGCCAAUGGCGACUGGCACUAUCAGAUCCACUCCUACCUGGAGUACACUCCCACGCCUGGAGAGAAGAUCUCCUGCAUGGUGGAGCACACCAGCUUCACUGAACCAAAGAUCCUCCACUGGGACAUGUCUCUGCCAGAGUCUGAGAGGAGUAAGAUAGCCAUCGGUAGCCAUCGGGGCUCUGGGCUGGUGCUGGGGGUGGUCUUUGCAGUAGCUGGUCUCCUCUACUACAACAGGAGGAAGACCACUGGUGGUGAUGGGAUGGAACUGGUGCCAACAAGUCACCCAUCCCAGUGA